AGGGCAGGUUGUGGGGGGCGUGUGUUCCUCUUGCACAAGCGCUCCCAUGUUGCGUAGUCUGGAAACCUGACGUGGUGAGCAGCCGAGCGGUGAGUGUCAGAGUUGCGGCAGGGCAGCUCAGAAAGUGCCUGUGGCCGAGCUCCCCCUUGCUCGCGCACUCCUCUCCGGACCGACGGGGUCGCACGAGCCUGGCGACACGCUCCGACACCGUUCGGCUGGCCGCGGGUGACCCGAGGAUCCCACUUUGACGAACAGACUCGGGCUCCGCUGGCAGGAAAGGUGCAACUGAACUACAUUCAUUGACUUGAGAGCGAUGCACUGGCAGCAUGGCCAAGUGGUUCAAGGAGCACCUAGGAUUCAAAACUACCAAAGCACCCCCUCCGGCGCCCCCGAAACCGGACUACAGACACUGUCACACCGGUGUGCCCGGGGCGCCUGGCUACCAACAAACAAGCUCCGGGGCCACCUUCCCCAGUCCCGCUCAGCCGGACAUCCUCGCUGCUUACAAACUCCAAAAAGAGCUGGACUUCGAGGAUCCAUACACUCCCGGUGGAAAUGUCCCAUUUGCCUCGAGCUUGAACAAUGUGGUGUCGCCGGAUAUCAAGUAUGUGUCACCAAAACACCGACUUAUCAAGGUGGAAACAAUCGAAAAGGGCAGCCCAGCUCCAGGCGGCGGUGUCACAGUCACCCAAGCUGUUGCUGUGGGGAGCGUUAAAUCUCCCACUUCACCUCCCUCGGACCACGACAACAAGGAGAAGCUCAUUAUCCUUGAAGACUAUGCGGACCCUUUCGAUGCUGAGCAGGCUGGUGGCACUCAGACCUGUGUGGAAAAAGUGACAACUGAGAAUGAUGGCUACAUGGAGCCAUAUGAGGCCCAGAAGAUGAUGGCAGAAAUACGAUCUGGUGGACGAGGAACAAAGGAAGGAUCAGGGAGGCAGCUGCCCCUUUACGACACGCCGUAUGAGCCAGCUGAGAAUGGUGGAGACCCGGACCCCGAGCGCUUGCUCUGCCCCAGAGAAAGCCGACUGCCCCAGGAUGACGAGCGACCGCCUGAGGAGUAUGACCAGCCCUGGGAGUGGAAGAAAGAGAGGAUUUCCAAAGCCUUUGCAGCUCUGCUUUGUUAUGACUGCAUUAGCUACGAGGGUUCUGUAAGUGGCACUGGAUCAGGUCCCCACAGAAGAAAGGACUGCACCUCUAAAUCCCUCACAGUAGAGAUUAAAGUGAUCAAGGACCUACCGUGGCCCCCUCCUGUUGGGCAGCUCAACACCAGCCCUCCCCUGGUGGAGGAGCUGGAGUCUCCCUCUCAGACAGCUCAGCCCUCGCCAGGACAGACGAGCUGUGACCAGCACCACCAUGUCCAGUUUGAUGGUGUGGAGAAGUCUCGGAUGUCGCCUACUAAGGAGGGGAAAACCCGCCCGCUGCAGCGACACUCCAGUGGCUGUCUGGUCAACACCAAAAUGACCUCACUGGACCACUGCAGCUCUCUCGGGGAGCGUAUUGACCCCACCAUGCCCCUGGAGAGCCAGUUCUGGUACCAUGGAGCGAUCAGCCGAACAGAUGCAGAGUCUCUGCUCAGGCUGUGUAAGGAGGCCAGCUACCUGGUGAGAAACAGCGAGACCAGCAAGAAUGACUACUCCCUCUCCCUUAAGAGCAGCCAGGGCUUCAUGCACAUGAAGCUGUCGCGCACCAAGGAGAACAAGUACAUCCUGGGCCAGAACAGCUGCCCUUUUGACAGCGUGCCUGAGAUCAUCCAUUUCUACUCCAGCCGCAAGCUGCCCAUCAAGGGUGCGGAACACAUGUCCCUGCUCUACCCUGUAGCCAUCAGGACACUAUAGUGCACUGAGUUCCCUGCAGGCGUUGGCCCCCGCAGUACUCACUGGGCCACCCUGUGGCUCCACACUUCCUGUCCAUCUGGGCAGAGCCCAGUAAGCUCAUGGGAAGAUGAACAGUGGCGUCCCAAAACUGCUGAUCCUGACUCACCUCACUGGCCAACAGAUUCCAGACCUGUUUUGAAGGCCUACUGCAUACUAGCUUACACAUACAGACUCAAUGUUGCAGAAGUCUUGACUAUUUUAUUUUAUUUUAUUUAUGACACCCACUUCAUUGCUUCAUAGACUGACCGUCUGAUGAACACCAUUUCAUUAAUUGUUGAGCUGAUUUCCCUUAGCACUUAACACGCAAAAAAAAGAAAGGUACAACAUUGUAACAUUUGUCACUGGGACGUACCUUUUAUCGUAAAAUGUUGUACCUUUUUAGUAAGUCUGUUUGACUUUGCUCAUUUGGUUAGGCUCUGUUGAGAACUGUAAUCGUUUGUGAGGGGACUUGAAGAUUGUAAAAGCCGUGUAAGGGAAGCAACAUUUAUGAGGCAUGUUGCGGGAUAUUGUCCACAUGGGCCCCAUACAGUGGCCAGGAUAUUGAAUAAACUGGCCUUGGAUGAAUGGUGUGUCCCCAGCUGCGUGGAAAUAACAGGCAUGUGAACAGUGCAGACUGAUCUCUCUAUCUUGUCAUAGUGCUUGCUGUCUGUUAUCCAUCACUGAGUGGGUGUCUCACGUCAAUGACAGUGUAAGUACCGUAGUGGUGAGACAGGCAGGAGAGCAUGAUGGAUGGGUCAACCCAUCCGACACAGUACAAUUGGCAGAGGCUGGAGACCAGAGCCUGUCCAAUUGGACCAAAUUAGCCCCACUACCCCUGCUUAGAAUGGCUUUGCAUCAGGGAGAAUGAAAUAUGCCUGCAUUGUCUACCUCAGAAAAUCAAUUUCAUUCACCCAUCUGCAGAUCAAUAGGUACAAUGGGAUUGCAGACAUUGAUCUGCCCUCCCUUCGACAUUCCCAAUUCCCUUAAAAUUGCAUCACCAGUCGUAGGAAGAUGUUUUGUUUUUUUUACAGUUUUAUCCAAGAUUUUUUUUAUGAAAACCCGCAGAUUUUCCAGAUCAGCAAUUGUAUGUAUAGUCACUAAUAUGAUACUGUGUGAUGUCAGUAACAAAUGUUUGGUUAAUGCCUUAUAAUGCAUGGGUCAAAUCAGUCCACUAGAUCCGCUGAUUUCCAAUUCUGCUUUUAACGAUUGUUCUGUGACUGUAAUUUAUUCUGGGGUAAUUAUUCCUGAUGUGUUACUCCUUUGUGCUGGCUGUCGGCCCCCUCUCCCUCAUUGUUCUGUGCCGAUGUGAUCGUGUUUUUUGGGACUACUCCAGCCUCUUUUACUGUGGUGCUUUGCAUUUUUGUUGUUUCAAGUUCCGCUAAAUGCACGUUCGCCUCGGUGGCCUGACUCUGCGUCUGUCAAGAAAGACGAUCGCAUACACCCCCUGGACCAAUCACAGCGCAGCCUGUUUGAACCAUGUAAACAUCUACCUUCAACCAGCCUGAUGUGCAUACAUGUGUGAAUGUGAGUGAGUAUGUGUCCAGCACGUUGGUGUGUACAGUAUAUGUAUGCAUAUGAGAAUGUGUGCACAGACUUUCUGACUUCUAGUGUGUGUUUUACCCUGCUGUGGUACAAACUGUUGACAGCCUUUGCUUGAAACUUUAAACCUCUUUGGUUGUCAACGCUUUAUUUCCCCUCUCCCCUAAGUCAAGAAACUAGAAUUCAGCUUCACUGCUCACUAAUUUUCAGUUUUCUUGUAUUCACUCAUAAACCACAUUUGAUUUUAGCAGCUCAUCGGAAUGACAGAUCUGUCUUGUGGCCUGCUCUCUGCAGUUUAUUGUAUAAGACCCAGUAAUAUUUCAGCCCACAGCAUAUAUAUUGCUGACCAAUUACAGCACAAAGAAGCUGAUUUUUCAACAGUAUCCACACCAUGAACUAAUGAGAGGGCCCAAAGCUUAUGCGCAAACUGCCUCUUCAGAUGAAACCUUUGUUAUCAGUUGCAAAAUGAUGUGGUUUAAUGAGCAAAUCCAAGUAAAAAUGGAAAUUUUGCAGGGCUUUGGUCCAAGCUGAAAAUGACUGACACUAGGAAUUAGAAACUGAUUUUAGCGAGCAUGACCACUAUAUAUGCAAAGUCAAAUACAUUUUGGCUUUGACUAUAUCUCUGCUGUGUGCUAUGCAACUAUGAACUGCAGUCAUUGAAGGGAAAAUGAUUGGAGUGUGUUCCUCCACCAAGUGUUUAUGACAAAUGUGGUGGUACAAAAUGCCCACCAGGAAGAGAUGUAAUCAGCAGAAUGACAUCAUUAGUAAAGAGUAGUUUGCAGAAAGUGGGAUGUAUACAGAAAUUUAUUUUGUUGGUGCAGUAAGUGAGAAGACAGAUGUUGCCGUCAUCAGAUAAGUAUGUCAUAUGAGGGGGUCUGUUCAUGUGAUAAGGCGUCCUCUGCAGCUUUAUUAAGGAAUAGUAUGUUGUCGAAGUGGACCUAUGUAUUUCCUUGAGAGAAGAUAUCCUAAGAAGAAAUGCAAAUGAAAUAAACUUUGUGUUACGUAUCCUUUAUGUUCCGAAUGUUCCCUUAUUAAGAGAUCAAACCUUGACAGUAGAGGCUCUUUAUUUAGUUACCGCUGCUGAUGAGUAUUACUCUACUAUAGGAAAGAGCCUGUGUGUGAUGGCCGCACUGCCUAGAGAGAGGCCUUAGCUUUGGAGAAAGGGAAAAUGAGAAGAAGGGGGAGACAGAGGGGAUGGUCUUCUGAAGGGAGGGGGGCGGGGGUUGCUGCAAUAAGCAGGCACACUCUCCACAUUCGUAUAUUUCUCUUAUGAGGACCUGACAGAGCCCUUCUCCUCCCUCUGAAGUGUCUUAAAGUGCAUGUACACACAAUUGUGCAUACAUGAAACAGUGUGUGUGUGUGUGUGUGUGUGUGUGUGUGUGUGUGUGUGUGUAUAUAAGUGUGUGUACUGGUGUAAGGAACCAUCAGCCAUUGACUUUCCCCCGCGUGUAUCUUGUGUAUCACUUUACUGUGGUAAAGUGGCAUGUAUGAGUUUCCUUUUGUGUACAUUUUCGUCCCAUGUAUGUAUGCACUACUAUAACAUAUCUCUGUACAGUCCCUCAUGGCCAAAUGUAUAUACUGAAUGUAUUGUAUGGGGACAUCAAGGUUCAAAAUAAAUAAAAUUGGGUUUAUGAAUUAA
Molecule: messenger RNA, 5031 nt
Organism: Micropterus salmoides (largemouth bass)
Lineage: Eukaryota; Metazoa; Chordata; Actinopteri; Centrarchiformes; Centrarchidae
Product: SH2 domain-containing adapter protein F-like
Exons: 8
Coding region: 327-1835 (502 amino acids)
Molecular function (GO): phosphotyrosine residue binding
Source: RefSeq, a predicted model, not a curated record